Messenger RNA from Bombina bombina (fire-bellied toad), 1113 nucleotides. Its product is annotated as olfactory receptor 1019-like. Bases 1 to 1113 code for a protein of 370 amino acids. Gene Ontology annotation, cellular component: membrane. The transcript has 3 exons. Gene Ontology annotation, molecular function: G protein-coupled receptor activity; olfactory receptor activity. Lineage: Eukaryota; Metazoa; Chordata; Amphibia; Anura; Bombinatoridae. The record is from RefSeq and is a predicted model, not a curated record. Gene Ontology annotation, biological process: G protein-coupled receptor signaling pathway.
AUGACAGUGAGGCACUGGCAGUUUGAAAUGAACACAAGGUUUCAUAUAUCUGGAUUUAGGACACAGAUCAUUAAAGACUUACUAAAUCCUCUGGACAUCUUUGGAUUCUUAAAUGGACUGAUUUGGGACUUUUUUCACUUUUUAGCCCAUAAAGAAGGAUUUAUGGAAGAAUACAAAAAUAUGACCCAAUUCUCUGAUUUUUAUCUUAUUGGAUUCAAUGACCUCCCUCAAUGGAAUGUUUUUCUUUUAGUUUUAUUUAUUUUCUCGUUUGUGGUUUCUUUGUUUGGAAACUCUCUUAUAAUUUUUUUAAUCAUCUUGGAUUCCAGUUUACACAAUCCAAUGUAUUUAUUUUUAAUGAAUCUUUCCUUUUUAGACAUGUGCUCUAUUUCAGUUACUGCCCCACAAGUCAUGAUACUGUUUAGAUCACCAUAUUACAAAGUUUCUUUCCCAAACUGUAUAGCACAGGUAUAUUUUUAUCUUGUCUUCACCAAUGCAGAAUUCUUCCUUCUCCCGGUCAUGGCAUAUGAUCGUUAUGUUGCAAUCUGUAAUCCAUUGCAAUAUCAUAAACUCAUGAAAAAGGGAGUCUGUAUCAUCCUUGCAGCAGCACCUUGGGUCUUUGGAUUUGUGGACACACUUUCUUAUACCAUAUUAACCUCUCAGCUGUCUUACUGCAAGUCUCAUGUGGUCAAUCAUUUCUUCUGUGACCUUACAGCUCUUAUGAAAUUAUCGUGUAGUGACACUUCCACCAUUGAACUUGUAACGUUUAUUGACGGAGCUAUCUAUGGCUUUGCACCAUUUUUCAUAACGCUGACUUCAUAUGCAUAUAUUAUUGCAAAUGUGCUGAAGAUUCGCUCAGUUAAUGGCAGGAGAAAAGCAUUUUCCACAUGCUCAUCACACAUCACCGUUGUUAUUCUAUUCUAUGGGACAAUCAUAAGUAUGUAUAUGAGACCCACCUCAGACUAUUCACCAGCACAAGAUAAACUCUUUGCUGUUUUCUAUACAACUGUUAUUCCAAUGUUUAAUCCUUUGAUAUACUCAUUAAGGAACCAGGAUGUUAAAAAUGCUUUUAAGAAAAUGGUUACACAUUCUUUUUCUUCAUUGAAAAAUAAUUAA